AUGGGCAAGCUACUCAUCUGUGUCGGAUUGGCUCUCCUGCUGCAUGUGCAGCUUGGAUCAUUCUACAUCCUCACCUGCUAUUUUACUAACUGGGCACAGUACCGUCCCGGAGCAGGACUGUAUCUGCCCACCAACAUUGACCCAUGUCUCUGUGACCACCUCAUCUAUGCCUUUGCUGGAAUGGAUAAUAACAUGAUCCAGACCACUGAGUGGAAUGAUGAGAAACUCUACGGACAGUUUCAGGCCCUGAAGAACCAAAACAGCAACCUGAAGACUCUGCUGGCCAUCGGGGGAUGGAACUUUGGUACUCAGAAGUUCACAGCUAUGGUUUCCAGCUCUGCCAACCGUCAGACCUUCAUCAACAGUGUGAUCAAGUUCCUCCGUCAGUACCAGUUUGAUGGUCUGGAUGUAGACUGGGAAUAUCCUGGCUCUAACGGCUCCCCUCAGGAUAAACAACUCUUCACAGUCCUGGUUCAGGAGCUGAUGAGCGCCUUUCAGGAGGAGGGCAAGGAGACCAACCGUCCUCGCCUGAUGCUGACUGCUGCUGUCUCUGCUGGGAAGGGAACCAUUGACUCUGGAUACCAGAUUGCUCAGAUUGGAGCAGUGCUGGACUACAUUCAUGUUAUGACCUAUGACUUCCACGUUUCUUCGGCACAUACUGUCGGAGAGAACAGUCCUCUGUAUGAGGGCCCUGCUGACCAGGGCUCUACCAUCUACUACAAUGUGGACUAUGCUAUGAACUACUGGAAGAACAACGGGGCUCCAGCUGAGAAGCUUCUGGUUGGUUUCCCUACCUACGGCCACACCUUCCGUCUGGCUUCCUCUAACACAGCUGUUGGAGCUCCUGCCAGUGGACCUGGACCUGCUGGAGCAUUCACCCGCCAGACCGGCUUCUGGGCCUACUAUGAGAUCUGUUCUUUCCUGAAGCAAGGAGCCACACAGGCUUGGGACAGCGCUCAGCAAGUUCCAUACGCCUACAACCAGGGAGUGUGGGUUGGAUAUGACAACAUUAAGAGCUUCCAAGUUAAGGCUCAGUGGUUAAAGCAGAACGGUUUUGGUGGAGCCAUGGUGUGGAGUCUGUCUCUGGACGACUUCAGUGGGACUUUCUGUGGCCAGGGACGAUAUCCUCUGAUUAACACUAUCAAGAGUGGACUAGGAACUGGACAAUCCUGCGGUUCUCCCUCGAACCCCAUACCUCCAGUCGCACCAUCCCAGCAGCCCCAGUCUGGCGGUGGCAGUGGCAGCAGUGGUGGCAACACAGGCUCUGGCUUCUGCACUGGCAAAGCUAACGGACUCUACCCUGAUCCAACCGACAAGAACCAAUUCUAUGAGUGCAACCAAGGACAAACCUACAUCCAGCACUGUGGUGUUGGCCUGGUGUACGAUGGCAGCUGCAAGUGCUGCAACUGGGCUUAAAUAGUUCCUAAUAUGACUUUGUUCUGACUGUUCUCACUGGUUAUGAGCUGGGUCAAACAUCUGCCAGCAAUGUCCAUCCUAGACCG
Messenger RNA from Acanthochromis polyacanthus (spiny chromis), 1502 nucleotides. Its product is annotated as acidic mammalian chitinase-like. The record is from RefSeq and is a predicted model, not a curated record. Gene Ontology annotation, molecular function: chitin binding; chitinase activity. Gene Ontology annotation, cellular component: extracellular region. Lineage: Eukaryota; Metazoa; Chordata; Actinopteri; Pomacentridae. Gene Ontology annotation, biological process: chitin catabolic process; carbohydrate metabolic process.